Messenger RNA from Solanum pennellii, 1389 nucleotides. RefSeq lists its product as uncharacterized. NCBI's taxonomy places the organism in Eukaryota, Viridiplantae, Streptophyta, Magnoliopsida, Solanales, Solanaceae. The transcript has 7 exons. The coding region runs from base 1 to 1203 and encodes 400 amino acids. The record is from RefSeq and is a predicted model, not a curated record.
AUGGCCACUCACGAUCAGAGGCAAAAGGGACUACGCCCCCAUAAGGAAAAGAUUUGUAAAGUUUGCGGCCAUGUCUACAAAGAUGUUGUCAUGCACGAUUUUAUUAAAUAUUGUUUGUGUUUUUUAUGCACACAUAUUUCUCUUCCUUUCAGGGAUUGCCGGGUAGACUGUUAUAAAGAUGCACCAAAUAAUUGGUGUUGUGAAAAAUGCCUGAAAAAACAAAAAGAUGAGAACUCUGAGGGAUUAGAGUUACAUGCCUCUUCAAACAUUUGUCAAAGCACUCUUCCACCAAAGAAACGUAGCAAGUUUCUUGGUGAGAACUGGAAAAAAGAGGAACAAAUCAGGAAAACAAAGUAUAUACCUGUUGAUGAAGCAAUUGGCCUAUUAAAUUCCGUCUCUUCAAGAGUUAUGUCAACUAAAUCCAAGACUACUGAAACUCGAGGGAAUUCAAGCAAACCUAGAACUCAGAUUUUAGAUAUUUUUCCUAAGAAGAGAACACUGCAGUAUUCUUUAGGGUCAACAGGAUAUAAGAAACCUCCCAGUUAUCUAAAUUUCAAAAAAAUAGAACCAAGCAUAAAACAAGUUGAAUCAUCUAAAGAUCCUGAGAGAGUUACCAAUCUAGAGCAUAGGAGUUUCAAUGCUGUGAAAACGAGUGGAGUGAUGAAUCCACCUAUGACACACCCUUGUGAUCCUGCUCUAGCUCAUUCCUGGAAGGGAAGUUUUGAAAUCUCAAGUUGUUCAGAAUUUGUUCAAAGUGACCUCCAUGAUUUCAUCCAGGCUCAUCCUCCUUCUAGAGUCAAACGUAAGGUGUAUGAUUUAUUAGGGCUAUUGCCUCAUACACUAAAAUUUGAACUAGUUCCGCGCGAGGACAUUUGGACAAAGCUAUUCAAUAAUUAUUGUCCAGGUAAAGAAGACGUAGGACUAUAUUUCCUUUCAAGUGAGAGAGAAAGGUCUGGGAUAUAUACCUCUCUGGUGGAGUUCAUACGUAACAGAGAUUUUGUAAUGAGAAUGAUGAUAAAUGAUGUUGAGUUGCUUGUACUUGCAUCCACAACCCUGCACAAUGAUUGUCAAAAAUGGAACAACGAGUACUUUCUGUGGGGAUUAUUUUACCGCAUCGGACAAUAUACAGAUGGAUGUGCCGAAGGGGGCAGCAACAAAGUGAUUGAUAUGGAGAUAGACAUGAUAGCUGGAGAAAAUGUGUGAAUGCUGGACACUGUGGUCUCAACAACUAGUUUCAUCAAUAACUUUGAUUUAGAUAUUCAACAGAAACCGUUACUGUUGCUACCUAUUUAUACCUUUCUAGCUUAUUGUUUUUAUCUGUAGUACUAGACGUAUUUGUACUGUUCCUUUUUAGUUUUCCUUAUAACAAUCUAUUACCAGUUUUUGGGA